AUGUUAUUGUAAGUAUAUUUAAAAUUUGACUUAUCAUUUUUAUAAAUAGCUUAAGAAUGCUAAUGGCCUUAAAAACACUAAAAAGUGCAUGCAAAUAUGCCCAAUAAAUAUUAAAAUGUCUUUACAAAAAACUAUGACAUUGACAAAUUUCAUUAAUAAUUAAAAAUAUACUCUUAAUGUACAAUUUUUUAUUUUACUCAAAAAAUCUGGCAAAAUAUAAAAUAGUGCUCACUGCAGUUUACUUGUGGCACACCAUACACUGACUAAAGAUUUUGUAGUCACUAUGUCCAAUUGACAUCACUAUUCAAUCACAAUUAUUAGUCUUAAAACUGAUUAAUAAUAAUUUAUAUAGUUAAGUGUGAAGUGAAGAUUAUUAUAUUUGAAACCAACAAUGCUUACUUAUGAGUUUGUCUAAUAUAUAAAUAUCAGUAUAUUUAUUAAGUUUUGUCAUCAAAAUAAGCAUUUAUUCAUAUAUAUUUUUAAAUAUGCUAAAUAAAAUUGUAUGUAUUUGAUUCUGUUAUACAAAACAAAUGCUUGGUCUGCUAUGUGCCCAGUUAAAAGAAAAAAUAUGGAAGUCAUAAACAUUGUAACCUUAGUUAUAAGUGUUAGACAAAUCAUCAGUUAAUCUAAUACUUUAUUUAAUUAGUUAUAAUACUAAUUAUAUACCUUCAUAACAAAAUGGUAACAUUUAUUUGUAUUCAUUUUAGAUAUCAUGAGUUAUUGUUUCUAGUAAAAUAUACAUGUUCAAAUGUCCAACUCCAUACCUAACUUAUCCUAACCCAUACAAUUAAUUAGUGACAAGCAAAAAAUAUUUAUUAAUUAUUAUUAUAGGAAACAUUAUUUCAGAGUUUAUUUUAGUUUAACCUCCAAUUACUCAUAAUUAAUUAAUUUAUUUUCAUUGUUUGUAGUUUUUUUCAUUUUGUUAUGUCUGACUUGGCUGUAACAUAUUAUGUAGCAAUAUAAGUGGUAAUUUUAUUAAACAGAUUUCAUCUGAUAUUCUUUAUUGAUUUUUGGAAAAUUAAACUGUGUUGUUUAUAAUCUUUGUAAGAAGUUGUUUAACUUAGGUCACCCUAAACAAUUUUUAAAAGAUCACAGCAUACCUAGAACAUGUUCAUAAUAUACCAUAAUAUAUGUAAUUUUGGGUUGUUUUUUUUUGCCUCUCGCCCCCAUUGAGAAAUAUUGAUUAUGUGUCUACUAUUCCAUAAUCUAGAAGUACAUCUUAUUAAUUUGAAGUAAAUUUUUAACCAUAAAAUUGAGUACUUAGGUUUAGAUCAUCAGUUAAAAUCAUUUAUACUUAUAAUUAUUAUUUUUUUUUUCAGAAUGGAACCAUCUAGUGAUGUAAGUGUUGAAAGUAUUGAUGAGAAUAUUCAAAAGUCAACCUUAAAUCGAGUAAGAAAACGAAAAAAACAACUAUAUGCAGAUUUAAAAAAACAAAUGGAAUUUUAUUUGAGUGAUGCCAAUUUAAGAAAAGAUAGAUUUUUUGGACACCUUAUGCAAACAACUAAUUGUAAGUUACCUUUUAAUAAAACAAUUAAAAUAUAUGGUUAAUAGUUUUACUUUGAAUCUAAUAGUUACCUUAACAAUUAAUCUUAUAUAGAUACUUUUUAUUUAAAAUUUGACAAUAAAAGUAUUUUUUUUUUAUUUGAACUUUGUAAAAAAACAAUUAGUUACAACAGCUAUGAUUAAAAUAACAGAAAGAUAAAGCAACGUAAAAAUAGAAAAUAUAUAUGUCAUUAAUAUGCGCUUAAAUAUUGUAAAUUUGAUUACAAAAUAAUCAUAAUGAAUUGUGAAACGAUUUGGUGAAAUAAAUGUUUUUGGUUUUUUGUUAAUUUUGAUUUGGUGACAGUGAAGUUUAAAAAUUUAUUUUUGAGGGUCUAGGUGAGCGUAGAGAGACUGGGCCCACUUUUUGAAUGAUUUUUUUGUUCAUAAUUCUGUUAUUAAUAAGGGAAAUAUUUAACAAUCGUAAUGAAUAAUAAAAAUAAUAAAAUUUAAUGAGCGUGCACAGAGAUAAUGAAGCGAAACCAUACAAUGCUACGUGCGUGUGUUCAUAUUGAAUGUAACAAUUGAACUGAAACAAGUAUAAUUUAUAAUUAAUUUUUGUUGAAGUUGCAAUUGGGUCAUAUUUAUUUUUAUCCCAUAUAAGUGGGGUCAGCUAUUCUUAUUUUCUCCAGCCACAUUUUAUAAACUUAUAUCUUCUUUCAUAACCUUGCAGUCAAUUUUUAUUUGGCCUUAUCUUGUUGCCUGUGACUUUCUAUCUUAACUAUCAUUUUUAAUUUUCUCAAUGUUUCUCUUCUAUUGAAAUUUAUUCUCUCUUAUAUUUCAUUCUACUUUUAGACUAUCUUUUUUAGUCAUUAUUUAUCCUAUCCAACCUGGUCAAAUAGCACAUCCACUUAAACUUUUAAUUAUAAAUAAUAACUAAAAUUAUACUUACAGGUAUAGGUGUUGAUACAUUUUUAAACUGUAAUAAAAUAAAGAAUUUAACUACAAAUCCUGAAGAUAUAGUUAAAGCUAUAGAAAGCUCUAAUAUCCUAGGUGUGAGUGAUUGUAAAACUAAAGUAUAUAGAAUACAACCUAUUGAAGACAAACAACCAGAAGAUAUUGAGCGCUGUACAGUAUAUGUAGUGAGUUUUAUUUGAAAUAUGAAUAAAUGUAUCAUGUUAUAAGUUUUGUAUUAAAUUAAAUGUUUUUUAUAGGAACAAUUACCUCUUAAAGCUGAUCAUGAUUGGGUUAAAUCAAUGUUCGAAAAAUAUGGAAAUGUUGCAUAUAUUUCAUUGCCAAAAUUUAAAAGUGGUACUAUUAAAAGAUUUGCAUUUGUUGAAUUUGAAGAUGAAGAGUCUGCCAAAAAAGUUGUUGAAGUAAAAUUUAUUAACUAUGUAUAUACAGUCAUAAAAAUAUAUGAUAUUUAUGUUAGUAGUUCUACAUGAGUGUAGAUGUAAAUUUAUUUAUGAUAAAAUCUAAUUAACAUGUAUCAGAGCCGAAGUUAGUAACUAUUAUAUCUGGGGUGAAGCCAUUGACAUAAAACUUUUUUUGCAAUUGGGUCUUAAAAAGCCAUUUUUCAUAAAAUUCACAUAGGAAAUUAUAGUUUCUAUUAUUCUUUGACUUUGGCCUAUGUUCUACUUAAAACAAUUAAAAUUUAUCAUUAACCCUGCAUCAAUUGCGCAUUCUACUAUUGUAGUAUAGUGAUAAUCAAUUUAAUUUUUGAUGAUUUUGGAAUUAUCUAACCACAAUAAUAAUAUUAAUACCUUUUAACGACAUUAUAUUAAUAAUAACUGUUAUGAUUUCAGAAUUUAUCUUUCAUUGUAGAUUACACGACAAUUCAUUGUUUUACAUAUGUAGACAUUAAGUUACUCGAGUGAUAUUGAACAACGUGACUGAUAAGUUAAUGGCCAUGUUACUAGAUCUUCAAAAUUAAAGUCUUCAAAUAUUUCAAUUUCAUGUGAUUUAAUAUUUUAGAUGUUGAGAUAUUAUGAUGACUUAGGUUGCAAUUCUGUUUCAAAUUCUAUAGUUUAGAAAUUAACUCUUAUUCCUAAUAAGUAUUAUCAAAUUCUUUACAUGACAUUUAUUUGUUAUAAUCUUCUAUUUAAUUUAAACAUCAAUGUAGAUUUUAUACGAGCUCAAUUGACACUCACUGACAGUUAUUUUGAAAAGAAUGGUUUAUUUGUUAUUUCUAUUAAAUUAGUUAAGUUAUUGAAAUCAAAGAACUACUGUUUGAUAACCACAAUUUCAUAUAUUAUAAUAAAGUUAGUAUACAGUUAGUUUUAAAUUUUUUUUUUCCGCACAUUUAUAGAUUCUGACUCCCGAGCAGAGCAAGGAAUAAAUAUAUUGUUUUACAAUGAUGUUUAUUUUAUUUAUUUUUCUAUAAACUACUUUUAUACCAGAAAUCUUGCUCUGAUAUUUAAGUGUACCACUUUUUCUGAAAGGAAAUUUUAUCUGGGUAGUAUUUUAAGACUUACCAUUUUUUGAUUUUUUAUUGUUUUCAUAAUUGGGCAAAAGCAUAGGAAAAACCAGAAAAUGUUAUGAAAUUAUUAUUUUCAAUUUUGUUUUAUCAAGUCAAGUUUUUAUGAUACUUCAAAUUUUUUAAUUUUGAAUGUUUUUUUAAUCAGUUGGUACUCUAUGGGUACAAUUUUUUGUUCAAACAGAAAUGAUUUAUAAUUUAACAGAAUUUUCAUUAUAAGUCAUGCUUUGUGUUAAAAAAAAAUUCAGUUUUGUAGAAUUUUAGUGCCAAAUUUUGAAGAUAGUCAUAAAUAUUAAAGCCUUUCAAAAUAUGUAUAACAAAACUCCUCAGAAUCGUUUUCCCUUGGAAAUUAAAUUAACUAAUUAAACGUUGCGCACAUUUAUUACAAAUUCCAUAAUUUAGGUCAUUUCAUUUCGCAUAUUAAUGUAUAUUUAGAGCAUUCAAGUGUAAAUUUGUUAAAUUUGUAUAGUUAAAAUUCUUUUGACCUACUCAUUACAGACAUAGAACUAACUUUUAAGCUCAAAAUGAAAUGACAACUAUGAAGAAGUUUUGUGUGAAAUAAUAAUGAUAAAUAAUAUAAUAGCCAUUAGCUAAUACAGUAAAACUUCGAUAAAUAGUUGUCUCUGUUAAACUAUCAUUUUUUUAUUUUGGUACUGUCAAGUGUUAUCUCUCUAGGAAAUCUCUAAAUAGUGGUCAUUAAUUUUCGAUCCCUUUGGUGACUGUUUUGUGGAAGUUUUACUGUAUAAUAUUACUGUUUGCUAACGAUGAUUCUGGUAUCUCUACUGUGGAUAAAAUGACCCAUAGUCUGAAAUUGUUUAAAUAAUAAAGUAAUGAUAUGCAUACAUGCACAUUCAAAAUUGUCAUUUUAAUGGUUUAUAAAUAACAUUUUGUUUUUGUAAUAUGUGCCAUUGGUUAAUUACGUCCGGGUACUUCAUACCCCCCUCUUUACUACAGCUCUGACGGACAUAUACUUGUUACUGAUUAAAUAUAAUAUUUUGAUGGACAUAGAUAGAUCUAUUAGACUACAACUAUAAUACUAACUAAUAUUAAAUGAAACAUUUUUUUAGGAACAUAAAAAACAACAUGAGGAACCCAAAAUUCUUCCAGAAGAUCUUCAAAGUAUAAUUACAUUUAAUGAAGAUGAAAAUAAAAAAGACACGGGCAUCAUUAAUUUAGAAAGAAAAAGAAAACAUUCUAUAAACAAUGAUAGUGUGAAAGACAAAAAAAUGAAAAAAGAAGUACCUAAAGUAAGCGCUCUUGGAAAUAAAAAUAAUAAGAAAAAAAAGAAAAAAGAUAAAAAUAAAAAGAACAAUAUGGAAAAUGAACAAAAAGAAUCUUCUUUUGAAAUAAGUGACAAUGAAAAUAAUCAAAAAGCUUUGUUAAAUGAACAACUUGAUUCUAGUAUUGAAAAAUCAGAUGAAAUAAUGCCAAGUGAUGAUGACAAAAAGAAAUGUAAUGAGUCAAAUGAUGUUGAUAGUUUGAUAAAAAAAAAAAAAAGAAAACGUAAUAAAGGAAAAAAAGGAAAAUCCAAUAUUAAUACCACUAUUACACCCAGUUUGAGAAUAAUGUCUAAGUAAAUAAUUUAAACAAAUGUAGGUACAUAUUUCAAUAUUUUUUUUUUUUUUUUUUUUAGAACAGAAUGGAGAAAACUAAGAAAUCAGUUUUUAAAUAUGCAGCGACAAAAAAUGUCUUUAUUAAAAGCUCAAUUGCAGCAUCCUAAAUAUACUGAGAAUCAUAAUACUAAUUUUCAUAAAAAUACUGAAGACAAUUUUGAUAAAAAUAUUAAUAGUGUUAACUUGCAGUCGGAAGUUGUAAAGUCUAAAGACAUUCGUGUCAAAUAUGAACCUGGUGUUAUAUUGAAAAUUACAUUUUCAAAUCCGAUUGAAUCUGAUAAAAUAUUUAAAGUACCUACUAUUCCUUCAAAUUAUUUGAAAUGCUCACUAUAUUGGGUUUAUAUAUAUAUAUUUUUGUUUAAGGCUGAAGCAAAAACUGACUCUAAUGUAAAAUUUGUUGAUGUUGUAAAUAACUGUGAAGCUUAUAUACGAUGUGACUGUCAAGAAUCUGCACAAAAAAUAGCAGAAGAAAAUAGAUGGCCUCAAACUACUCUGUUAAAAGGUAUGCAUAUUAUGUUUUUUUAAUAUUUAUAUUGUUUAAAUGGUACAUGAUAUUUAUUAUUUAAUAUUAUAUGAUAGGUGAAGAAGAAAAGCUUUAUUGGGAAAAAAUUUUACGUGAUAGAGAAAUUAAGUUCACAAUUCAAAAAAAUACGAAAAAACCACGUGGACGUUUGAAGUUAAUUAACAAAGCAGAAAAAAGAUUAGCUCAACAUGUUACAUUUACAGAAGAAAAUGAUUAA
Molecule: messenger RNA, 6308 nt
Organism: Cinara cedri
Lineage: Eukaryota; Metazoa; Arthropoda; Insecta; Hemiptera; Aphididae
Source: the annotation of a GenBank genome assembly